CCAGGGAGGGAGAAAAAAAGCAAAUGUAGAAUAUGUUUGAUAUCUAUCCGAUUAUUUAGUCGAUAUUAUAAUUGAUAUCUGUAUGAGAGAUUUGCAAUGUGUCGACAAUAAUGACGAAUUUCCUAGUAAUACUUUACACAUGUUAAUGAACAGAAUAACACUUUGAGAGUAGAUUAGGAUUUAUUGUGAGAUAUUUGUUAUUGCUACCUAUGACAAUACCGGGGUAUCGGAAAAAAGCGAAAAAGCGGUUACGACUACUCGAUUCGUUUCUUUUAUGGAUCUCUAAAAUCCUUAAGUGUUAAUUAAGUUGUCGAUUUAAUUUUAUCCAAUAUACGUUAUUUUUCGACAACGAUUGAAUGAUUUUAAUGAAAUAUUUCUAUUUAUUGUUAUACAUACGUACGUUUGAUAACUAUAUAUCAAAUUAUUCUACAUGUACAUUCGUGCGUUAGAUAUACACAAACAUAUAUGUAUAUACGCAUAUCUUGCUUGGAUAUGAACCUUUUUUCGAUGAUAGAGAGACUGUGCUGAUAAUAUUACAAUAGAAGUCACGAUUAUGUCGUCUUCUAUCUGACAAUAAUAUUCAAUAAUAUUCAAUAAUAUUCAAUAAUAUUCAAUAAUAAAAUGCUAAAUAUCCUUUAUUUUUAUCUUUCGAAAUGUUAUUCGAAAGAAUUCGAAAGAAAUUGUUAUGUAUCAAAUAUCAGUUGACAAUGCGAUACGUUUUUCUUCCGAAAACGAUUCGCUGCUAUUGUUUCGUCUUAACAAAUUUGUUCUGUAAUCGCAAAUAUGUAGAUCGUAAUUGUGGCAAGACAAAUUCCAGUAACAUUAUUUCGUUAAGAAUAAUUCGUGUACUAUAUGUAAUAUUCACCAUUAUACAUUGGAGUAGUAACCGGCCUAAAGUUAACACGCGGUUUCAUCUUUGAUGAAAUAUGGGAUGAUAGUAAUGGGGAUUAGGAUUUGGGAAAAAAUAUAAUGACUUCAUUCUAUAAUGUGAAAUUGAUUAUAAGAAUUAUUAUACGAAAUAUCUAGGAUAAGUUCUAAUGCUGUUCGUACAAUAAUACUGAUGCAUCAAUAUAUGCAUACAAAUAAGUAUAUAGAUACGAGAAAUGAUAGUCAAAAUGAUGACGAUGAUAAUAAUUUAACGUGACAAUAUACUUAAACUUAUUAUAUAUUAUAUAUUAAAAAUGCAGAGUGUACCGAUGCAGAGCUUGCUAACAAUCUGCAAACAAUUUUGCAAACAAUCGGUUUGCUAUAAUUGUAUGCUUUUCGAGCUUUAUCGUAAGCCCGACAAGUAGGAAAGCAUUUCCAUUAAAUUCCAUUAAAUUCCAAUAAAUUCAAAAGAGAUAUGUAUAUUUUCUAAAAAACAUAUGCUUCAUUAUGUUUCAUUUGUAUAAGUAUCAUUGUAAUAUACAUAAAUCCACGUUAAUUCAUUAAUUUUUAUUUUUCUGCCCUAUACUUUAAUCGGUACACUUGGUAGAUAACGCUUUAUAAUAAUUAGCUUUAUAUAAACAUAAGUACCUACAUAUACAUGAUUCGAGUUGAUUCACAUCUAAUAUACGAUAAGAGUAAUCAAAUAUAAUGGAAAAUAGAAGAAUAUAUAUGUGAAACAAACAAAAGAGAAAUGAAGAAAACGAAGAAAACGAAGAAAACGAAGCUAAUGAUAUUGUCGCACGAUAAUAAUUAAAAUAUUCAAUAAUAAUAAUAAUAAUAAUAAUAAUGAUAAUGAUAGUAAUAAGAUUAGUUAUAGGGGAUGAUAAUAUUAUAAUUAAGAUACUCUUAUGCUAUUGUCGGAAAAGCAGAUUGCGCAAGUGUUUAUCUAACAAUAAGAACAUAUAUAUAUAUAUAUAUAUGUGUAGCUGAAUUUGAUUGUUAUUAUUAUUAUUAUUAUUAUUAUUAUUAUUAUUAUUGCUAUAAUAGACAAUAACUUUGACAAAAUUUAAGUGCAAAUAAAAGUAAUACAUUUUAACAACAAUAAAAUUACAAAUGGAAAAGAAUUCUCUUUCGUCGUGCGAUCGUCUUAUCACGAUCGAUAAAUGUUAUCUUUUUCAAUAUACACAUAGAUACAUAUGUUUAUAAUUCAAUCGAUGCUUUUUGAAAAGAAAAUUUCUGGAGCUUCGUUGAUCAUCCUUUUUCCUAUCUAUUCUUUCUCUUCCUUACACCCUUCUAGUUAUUUCAUAUACGUACAUAUAUAUGUAUGUUAUUCGCUUCCACGCUUAUUUUUACGUUUUUCCUUACCACUAUUUAGAGACGAUCGUACGCAACGAGAUAGAUAAGCAUAUUAAUUGUGAUGAAAUGAUUAUAAUUAAUGGCUUUCGAUAGUUUGCCGUUAGUAAUAUGUAGUAUGUAUAUAUAUGUAUGUACUAAUUUUUUGACGUUCGUACGUAUGACCAAAAUUUUAUUGUCUGACACCCAAGAUGGGCUUUCCAAAUAGCAUAGCGUUCAAUCUCCAUUAAUUACGAAGUAAGAAGAAAAGAAAAGAAAGAAACACGUAUAAAAAUUCACACGGAAUCGUAUGCAGCGUAACGCAACGCAACGUAACUCAACGCAAAUGCAAACGCAAACUCCAACGCAAACGAUCUCUCAUUGUUAUGUUGUAUUUUUGUUUUUUCGUGAAAGUUUAAAAUUAUAAGCCUCCGCGCGCUAGAAGCGACGAACCUUGUCAGAAAAGAGAGAGAGAGAGAGAGAGAGAGAGAGAUGGAGAGAGAGCGUUUUGCGUCACGCGAACCGUUUUGUCAUUUCGUCUGCUUCCUGUCCCAAGAAGUACUAGCUAGACUAUUUCCUAUGCGAUUUAAACGUUGCGUUGGGUACGAAUCUUCCAUUCCCGCUUGUCAGUUUGUAGCUUCUGCCAUAUUUUUGUAUUAAAUUAACAUUAAUAACAUAAGAUUCAUUUGAUAAUAAUGAAAGAGUUAGAAAUUUCUACUCUAGAUGGAGAAAUUAAGGUUUAAUAUGUACAUAGACAAAUUUGAUUUCAAUUAGUAAAUGAAAAAGACCGAUAAAGGUGUUUCCUUCCUAAUCUUUAUUUACUAAUGCAUCUAAAAUAAUGCAUUAACUCGACUUAACGAGAUUAUUUAAAUCUAUGUCUGUGUUUCUAAAUCAAUCCUAGAUUCAUUCUAAUGUGUCACGAUUAGCAUUCACUUCUAGUAUUUCCACGUUCCACCAUUAAGUGAGAAAAGUCUUCACUUUUUCUCGGACAAUAAAUAUCUAUUGUUUAGAUAGCUUUAGAUAGCUGACGAUUGAUAAAUUCCUCCUCUUAUUUUAAUUCAUUAUUGCAUAGAUGUAUCUAGUACGUAAUAUGUAGAGAGUUACAACGCACACGAGAAAGGAUGAUUAAUUCGUAUGUAUAUCUUCUUAUGUAUUGUACAAUGAAUGGAUGUAUAUGUGCGCGUGUGUGUUUGUGUGUGUUUGUGUGUGUUUGUGUGUGUGCCUGUGGAUGCGUGCACGCGUGUGUAUGUGUGUAUAUAAGUAUAUUUAUGUACGUUCUACGAUUCAACGUUCUAAUUAGAAAGAAAAAAGAAGAGAACGUAAGAAUGUUCAAGUAAUCACCGAGUUCGAAAUAAUAAAGAUCAUUUUGGCGUUUAAAUUUCUCGUACGACGUUUAAGGAGAUCAUUCGUUUUCAAUGUAGUUUCCUCUUCCUGUUCCUCUUUCCUUUUUAAUUGCCACUCGAAACGUGGAAAAAAAGUGGAAAAUUGCCUACAUACUAAUCCAUAUUUAUGAUAGUUGGCAGAAAAAGUUCAUGAUUUAGAAUUAUUUAUUUAAUAGUAAAUGCCAAAGAGGAUACUUCCAUUAUUUUUUCGCUUCUAUGACUAAAUAGUUUGAAUAGAAUUGUGAUACGAUUGGUUAGCCAAUACAAAUAGCAAUUUUAUUGAAAUGAAAAUGAUCUCUUAUUAACUUUUUGUCUCUUUCUUACGUUAUUAUUAUUCAUAUCGUUUCUUAGCCAUUGUUUAUAAAAUAAAGAUUGACUCGAUUAAUUGUUAUGUUGAAAACUGCCGAAAAAAACUGUAUAAUAUAUUUGAAGUAUAUUCGACUUAAAUCGAUUAAUUAAAAUUCAAACAACGAGGUGAAUUUUCUCCAACCAGAAGAAUUUCAGAUCUGAAAGGAAGAGUAAAGAAUAAAAGAAUAGUAGGGGAAAGUGAGUUCUCCACGUGUUCGCCGAUGGAACGAGAGCUCAUUCGAGUUCGUUCCUCUGUAAGUUCCUCAUUGCAGUGCUUUCGGCCACUCGGAGGCCCAGCACGCAUGUUUUUCUUACACUUUGUUCAUUACGCGUUUCGUUGUUCCCCCUCUUUCUCUCUCUCUCUCUCUCUCUCUUUCUCUCUCACAUACAACAAAAAUUCAGCGAGUAUAGUUGAUAUCAUCGAACGUGCUAGUUUUGUUAACAUUUUGCAAAAGCAUUUUGUUCAAUCUUAAUAGUGUUUUAAUCUUCUACGUACCUGAAUGCUAUAUUACGAAUACGAAUCAGAGGAGUGCGGGAGAUGGCGAUCAAUUUCGAGAGAUAUCUUCUUUUUCUCCUUCUCUUUUGCUCGAUCUUGAUCCAUCAACAUAACGUAAGCGCACAGAAUAAAACCCUGAAGGACCUCUUCAACAGUACAUCGUGCGCUAAGCCACCUUUUGAGUGUCCACAUCCUCAAAUAGAAUUUUAUUUGUACACGAGAGACACGCAAAAAAAUCCUUUACUCUUGGACGUCCGAAGUUUCGACUCACUCUACUAUUCUAGAUUCAACAAAUCCAAUCCAACGAAGAUCAUUAUUCACGGCUUUGGUGGAGGUAGAAACUUGGCACCUAGUACGGAUCUAAGACGUGCGUACUUUAGUCGAGGCGAUUACAAUAUCAUUAUUGUCGAUUACGGCACGUUGGUACGCGAGCCUUGUCUCUCUCAGAUACAAUGGGGCCCUGAUUUCUGUUCCCGAUGUAUUGCGCAAUUGGUUAGGUACUUGAGGGAUCAUCCUCGAGGCACAAGGGUGGACAAUAUUCAUGUUCUUGGAUAUAGCGUAGGUGCUCAUAUCGCUGGACUGAUAGCCAAUUAUUUGCCUGACGAUAAACUCGGCAGAAUAACGGGGCUCGACCCGACGAUAUUUUUCUACAUGAACGGCAAUCGUUCGAUGGAUUUAGACGAAACAGACGCCCAUUUCGUCGACGUUAUACAUACUGGUGCAGGAAUUUUAGGACAGUGGGGACCGAACGGACACGCGGAUUUUUAUGUCAAUGGCGGAUCUAGCCAACCCGGAUGCGCAACCUCUUCUCUACUCCAAACUCUCUCUUGCGACCACACCAAAGUAACACCGUAUUACAUAGAAUCGAUCACAACGAAGAAAGGAUUUUGGGCAGCACCCUGCGGCAAUCUCUUUUCUUAUCUGAUCGGCUGGUGCAAUCCGCCAUUGGAGAACUACAUUCUCAUGGGAGAGGACGCUCCACAUACGUUAGUCUUUAAUAUCCAUAUACAUAUAGCAUCUAUUGAAACAGAGAGAUUACAUUAUUAUAUGCAUAUUAAUCUAUUAUUUUGUUUCAUCGUUGUUACAUUCGUAAAGAGCACGAGGCAUCUUCUAUCUGUCAACAAACGCACACAGACCGUACGCCCGAGGACUUCCCGCAAAAAAGCAGCAACAGAUAAAUCGGAAGCGAUCGUCUUACCGCCAGUAUUAAGCUUGCUUAAGCAGCUCAUCAAUAUAAUUAUAGAAUAGCGAUCAUUUAUUUAUUUUUCUAAGUCUAACAAGAGUGUAGACAGAAAAAUAACGCACGCAAGACACGCUUUUAUUUUCCUUAGUUCUAUUAUUUUGUCAUGACUACUUUUUUUUACCACAGGAACAAUACGAAUAAAUUCAUUUUUAGGCCAAUCUAUGAAUAAGAAUUAUUGAAAACAUUAUAAUAACCACCAUAUGAAUAUGUAUUUAUGUAUUAUCGAUACGAUAAAGGUUGCUUUUCAUUUAUUUAAUAUUCGGCGUAUCAAUUUCGUUCAUCUGUAAAAGUAUGAGAGUAUACGAUUAAGCAACUUUACAAAUUUACACAUAUAUUUAUAUAUGUAUGUAUAUAUGUAUGAAGGUGCUGGGAGUUUAUUGAAUUUCUCAUUAAAAAAAUUCACUUACCUUAUCCGUCAUCGUUUCUCGUUGCCAGACAACGUGCUCAUACAAUUUUAUGUUAACAACAAUAUUUAUUAUAUAAUAAUUAAGGACAUAAUAAUAACUUCUAUGGAUUUACAUUGUCGCGCUAAACCUUAAUAUGUAUGUAUAAUAUGCAAUGGAAUGAUUACAAUUUCCCGA
This is a messenger RNA of Polistes dominula (European paper wasp), 6249 nucleotides long. RefSeq names its product pancreatic lipase-related protein 2. The record is from RefSeq and is a predicted model, not a curated record. Lineage: Eukaryota; Metazoa; Arthropoda; Insecta; Hymenoptera; Vespidae. Gene Ontology annotation, molecular function: serine hydrolase activity; lipase activity. Gene Ontology annotation, biological process: lipid catabolic process.